This is a messenger RNA of Hevea brasiliensis (rubber tree), 1976 nucleotides long. Its product is annotated as BES1/BZR1 homolog protein 4. NCBI's taxonomy places the organism in Eukaryota, Viridiplantae, Streptophyta, Magnoliopsida, Malpighiales, Euphorbiaceae. The record is from RefSeq and is a predicted model, not a curated record. The transcript has 4 exons. Gene Ontology annotation, biological process: brassinosteroid mediated signaling pathway; DNA-templated transcription. Gene Ontology annotation, molecular function: DNA-binding transcription factor activity. The coding region runs from base 390 to 1475 and encodes 361 amino acids.
UCAUCUCAUGUCCUUAUUUGUUCUCAGCUCAUGAUGCUUUGAUUUCCUGUCUCUUCCCUCCUUUUCCCGGGUUUCACAUUCGGUUUCCCUGUCUGAGCCCUCCAAUGAACUGAUCCAUCUCCUCUCAAUUUCAAUAAUCAUGAAUCUGGUCACUUUUGCUUUACCACCAUCACUUCAAUCUCUUUCAAAAACUUCAAUCCAUUUCUUUGCCUGAUCCAGUGACCCUAAAGCUCUACCAAUUUACACUCUUCUCAAACCCUCCCAAGUUUCUGGGUUUUUACGACUAAUUCUAUAGAAAAACCAAAACCCGUUUUAGCAAAAUGAAGACUUGGUUGAUUCUUGCAGAUCAUAGAUAGAGAUUCUUUAUUUAUUUCAGUAGCUGAGACACUAUGACUUCGGGGACGAGGCUACCAACAUGGAAGGAAAGAGAGAACAACAAAAGGAGAGAAAGGAGAAGGAGAGCAAUAGCAGCAAAGAUCUUCGCAGGAUUAAGGAUGUAUGGUAACUUCAAGCUUCCUAAGCACUGUGACAACAACGAGGUCCUCAAAGCCCUCUGCAAUGAGGCUGGUUGGACCGUCGAGCCCGAUGGCACCACCUAUCGUAAGAAUAUGGACCAGCUCUGUCACAGAUCUCGAUUAAAAGACCAAGAAAUCCUCAACAAAUAUCAAUAUAUGCCACUGGUUGGUAACAUGGGGAUAACGAUGGACGAGGAGUUUCUGCUCACAGCUCACUUCCCUGUUUGGGAGGGGUGCAAGCCUGUGGAGCGCAUGGAUAUUGUGGGUGGUUCUGCAACAGCAAGCCCAUGCUCCUCUUACCGCCCAAGCCCUUGUGCUUCCUACAACCCAAGUCCUGCAUCCUCUUCCUUUCCAAGUCCAGCUUCAUCCUCCUAUGCUGCUAAUACUAAUGCUGACAGCAAUUCCCUCAUCCCAUGGCUCAAAAACCUUUCAUCUGCAUCCUCAUCAGCAUCAUCCUCUAAGUUUCCCAAUCUUUACAUCCAUGGUGGAUCUAUCAGUGCUCCUGUUACCCCUCCUUUAAGUUCUCCAACAGCCCGAACACCUCGAAUGAAAGCCAACUGGGAUGACCAAUCUGCUCGCCCAAGCUGGGGUGGGCAGCAUUAUUCCUUCCUACCAUCUUCUACUCCACCAAGCCCUGGCCGGCAGAUUCUUCCUGAUCCUGAAUGGUUUGCCAGAAUUGGCAUCCCACAGGCUGGCCCAAAUUCUCCCACAUUCAGCCUUGUUUCUUCCAACCCAUUUGGCUUCAAGGAAGAGGCUUUAGCUGGUGGUGGAUCCCAUGGUGGAUCCCGUGGUGGAUCCUGCAUGUGGACUCCUGGGCAAAGUGGGACCUGUUCUCCUGCCAUUGCAGCUGGCUUUGAUAAUACUGCUGAUGUUCCGAUGUCUGAGGUAAUUUCUGAUGAGUUUGCAUUUGGUAGCAAUGCAACAGGACUGCUGAAGCCAAGCGAAGGAGAGGAUUCAUGAAGAGUGUGGAUCAGAUGAUCUGGAGCUUACUCUUGGGAGCUCAAGAACCAGGUGAUCUGGCAUGAAUAGAUCAAACUGAGUUCUAAGUUUCUCAAAUCAUGUUGGGAACCGAAAGAUGGGUUGCUCAAAUGAAAAGUUCCAAUUGUCUCCUUAGACAUAUAUUAGUUCCAUGUUGUGCUUUCAGAAGAAAGAGUUUAUAAAGGAGAUGAAGGUGAGCACCAGCACUUGCUCCCUUCUUAUAGUCCUUUUCCUUUCUGUUAUAACAUAUAGAUGGUCUUCAAAUGAAGGGUAGCUUCACAACCCUUUCAUUAGCCUCUGUGUAUUUUCUGGGGAGAAAUGGUCGAUUUGUAUUGGUUGCCGUUGAAAGUAGUGCUUAAUGACUUGGGUCAAUUGUAUGUAAAUCAAUGGCCAAACCUACCUUCUGUGAAAAUUAGAAGAGAGUGGUUUUUUUACCAUUGCUUUUGUUAUGUUAUUUGAUGCUAAAUUGUUUUGUUCUUGUUA